GUACCUCGUCUAAUUUAAUGUCCAAUGAUUGCACGUUGGCGAGUAGUAUUGACGGUAACGGCAGCUUUCCCACUCGCCUACUCCGGGUCCUGACGAGGCAUCCGGUUCUUUGUCCUCUGUACCUGUGUCGCUUCCUCUUGCAAAUAACGGGGAUGCCGGGUGUUUGGAGAAUGUCCUUGUUGUAGAAACAAUCUGCGUCUAAUCCGAGGACUGUAUGUGAGAGAGGAGGUGAUAGACAUGAAGUCUGAGGAGCUGUCUUACCUAGUCUCUGGUCUUAGUCCCUUCACUGAAUACACCUUCACCGUUACCGCAGCUACCACUAUUGGAGAGGGUCCUGCCUCACACGUCUCUGAGAAGACCCGCGAGCAGGUUCCUAGCUCAGUGGUGGCUGUGUCCUAUCAGAAUGUUAGCUCCACUUCCAUCCUGGUCAGCUGGACUCCGCCCCUCUACCCCAACGGACGAAUCACACAUUACACCCUUUACGGACUCAACCUGCACAGCAACCAAGCCCUGCAGAGAGUUACACACAACACCAGCAUACUGCUCACAGGGCUGGGGAAGUAUACAGGUUAUAAGCUGCGAGUGGCUGCAUCUACUGCUGUAGGAGAGGGCUCUCUGUCUGACCGAGACGAUAUCUUCGCUGUCACACCCGAGGAUGAACCUGACUCCCCACCCAUAGGAUUAACAGUGGUAGACACCUCUCCUUCCACCACCACCCUCUCUUGGUCGCCCCCGGAGAGAGCCAAUGGGGUGAUUCAACAGUAUGAGGUCCUGUACGAGAACCAAUCAUAUGUGGCAGUGUUGAACAGCUCUGUCCCCAGAGUGACUUUGACAGGGCUGAUGCCGUUCUCCUACUAUAACGUGUCUGUCAGAGCAUACACACGCCUCGGACACGGGAACCACACCUCAGACACACUCACUAUGCUGUCUGGGGAGGACGUACCGGGAAGUCCUCCCUACGGCCUGUCCUAUGAGUCCGUCAGUCCCAAUGAGGUGAAUGUGACCUGGGAACCCCCCCUAGUGCCCAAUGGAGUUAUCACGCACUACAGCCUUGAGCUGCGAAACUCUUCCCACUUCCUCAACCUGACCACACCCAUUAGCCACGUCCAGAUCACUCACCUAAGGAAGUUUGCGCAAUACACUCUGGUGGUGAAGGGACACACACGAAUGGGCCCUGGAAACCACAGCAGUGACCCACUCAACAUCACCACACUGGAGGAUGGUGAGAGCCUCUCUAACACACAAACACACCCCAGAACCACCGCAGUAAACCACUAUACAUCACCCCAAUGGAGUGAGGGAUCUGGGGUAAGAGGGGGGAGGCUAACGUUCUCUCCUUCUUCCAGUCCAUUUCCCCUAGCAACCUGGUUGGUCUUAAAUAAUAGGAAGUGUGUUUCAGACCCAGACACUCCCCCUCAGUUCCUGUUAGCCAGGAAGUUGUCAGACUACGAGGUAGAAUUGUCAUGGGAACCGCCGAAAGAGGCCAACUCUGAGAUCCUCUACUACAUAGUCAAAGUCUGGAAUGAGUCAUCUGAGGUGUGGCAGAAUGUAACAGGUACAGCGGUAGUGGUCAACGUUGACUCAGAAAGUCGCUUCAACGCCUCUGUCUCCAGCUGGACACGCCUGGGGGACGGGGGAGUCCUCAUAUACAUCAGCUUCAGUAUUAUUGACACAGUGCCAUUUGACCCACCCCAGAAUCUGUCGUUGGUGAACCUGACAUUUUCUUCAGUGACCGUCCUCUGGCAACCCCCCACUCAGCCAAAUGGAAUCCUCCUUCACUAUACUCUGUACUACUCAGACAAUACCACUGUCACGGAGCAGCGUAUCCCAGUGUCAGAGCUGGACCCUGUCUCUCUGGGGGAGGACCUGUCCUACUGUCUGUCUGGCCUGAGAGGAGGACAGAACUACAGCCUCUGGCUGACCUCAAGCACCAUGCAGGGGGACGGAGGGGUCCGUACUGAUCCUUUAGACCUACUCACCCCAGAUGGCGCCACGGGACCUCCAGCUCACCCUGCCUCUCCUGCCCUGCCAAGCCCAGCAGGGCUCACUGCCCUGGGCUCAGACACCCACACACCGCCCUCUCUCCUCCACCCAUCCAUCCACUUCACCAGCCUCUCAAUCUGCCUUCAUUCAGUCAGUGAUACUAAUUCCCCCUCUCUCCCCACAGUUCCCAGUGAUCCGGUCCACAAUCUCAGUGCUCAGAUCUUCAGUUCUACAGCCAUCAUAGUAAGCUGGGAUCCCCCUAUGGAACCCAACGGACGCCCCUUCUACUUGCUCACCCUGCAGGAAGCAGGACACCCCCAACCUCCUAAACCUCUGAACCCCUCUUACCCUAACACCAACCCCCCCGGACCCCCCACUGUCAACAAUACCAUCACCAAGACAACCAACGAUAACGUCUUCCUGUUUACCAAACUCAGGAAGUACUAUCCCUAUGUCUUCACCGUUACCCCGGCAACCAGCGCCGGCCCGGCCCACAACCACACCAGCCUGCUGCAUGUGAGGACUGAUGAUGAUAUUCCCAGUUCAGCUCCAGUGCUGGUGUCCAGUAGGAACCUGUCGUCCUCCUCUGUGUCUGUGGUGUGGCAGCGCCCCCUGGAGGCCAACGGAGAGAUAACAGAGUAUUCCCUCACCAUGUUCGGCCCUGGCGGCUCCAACACCACACACACCCCCAACACCACCCUCACACUCACACAGCUCCUGCCCUACACAGCCUACAACCUCUCCAUCACCGCAGCCACCCGCAAGGGCUCCGGACCCCCGCUACUACUGAUGCUGCACACAGAUGAAGCAGGUCCGAUGUCUCCUCCCCGGAACCUGUCUCUGUAUAACCACACAGCCUUCUCUGUGUGGCUGACCUGGGAACCCUCUCUGGAACCCAAUGGUGUGGUCACAAACUACGGCUUCAGGAUCUGGGAGAUUAACACAAACACAAUCAGAUAUCAGAACUCUACAGGUCCGUGGACAGAAGGACAGCUGAGUGGGUUCAGGCCUCACAGCUCCUAUGAGAUCAGUGUACUUAGCUACACCAGAGUGGGUCAUGGAGACCAGUAUAGCACUCCUGUGUCCUUCACAACCAAUGAGUCCGUGUCUGAAGUGGUGGGUAACCUAUCCUGCUCUGGUCUGGGCUGGGACUCUGUGUUUCUACACUGGGAGCCUCCAGCCAACCCCAAUGGACUCAUCCUGUACUACCAGGUCCAGGUGGACAGACACUCAGACUCACAGUCAUACAUACACCAGGCUGACACAAACCAGUAUACGGUCAGUGGGCUGGCGCCGGACGCAGAAUUCACACUCACCGUAACGGCUGUCAACUCUGCCGGCCCAGGAGACCAGGUCAACUGUACUGCCCACACACACCCCGAGUCAGUUCCUGGUGUCCCUCGAUUCCUGAGUGUGUCAGAGACCACGUCCACCAGCGUGACGCUCCAAUGGGCUGCUCCCCUCUCUGCUCUGGGCAUGCUCACUGAGUACCGCAUCACCGUGCAGCUGCUGUCACCUGACUGCCUGUCCAACACACCCCUUUCUGAAGCCACACACCUCCCAGAGCCGAGCCCUUCCCUGGCUCCAGGCUGUGUGGAUCAGGAGGUGUUGGUGUCAGUGAAUGGUUCUGAUGGUGGUGAGGGCAACAGAAGCAUCACUCUCCAGUCUCUGGCCAAGUACCGCCUCUACCGCUUCAGAAUCACAGCCCUUACUAAUGCUGGGCCAGGAGAACACACACCCUGGAGAUACACACACACACUGGCUGGGAACCCUGAUGCCCCUCCCAGCAACCUCUCAAUGACCAUGUCCUCCAACGGCCUCCGUAUCGAAUGGCAACUCCCAGAUGUGAUUACCGGCCCCACUUCCUACCUCAUAGACGUAAUCUCUCUGGAUAGCGAGGGGUUAAACCAGUCUGUAGUGCGCGGCCCAGAGGAGCUGAGGACUGUAGUUGUGUCGAACCUGACUGCGUUCACUCGCUACUCUGUGACCGUGACCGCCUUCACUGGACGACUGGAGAACGCACGGCGGGACGGACAGGCCACUGAGCCCACUGUCAUCAGAACAAUGGAGGAAGAGCCCAGGGAUCCUCCUAAGAACGUGACCCUCCAGGUAAUUCCAGAGGAAGUGACCCGUGUGUUUGUGACCUUUGCCCCCCCGGAGGAGCCUAAUGGGAAUAUCAGUUCCUAUACGGUGCUGGUCUACCGCCAGGGCCAGCUAGAGAUGACCAUCAACCGCCUCAUCGUGGUCCAAAACGAGAACCGCACCCUGACCGCAGUCAUCGACGGGCUGAAGGGAGGCUACAACUAUAGUAUACGGAUUGCAGCGGUAAACGGAGCAGGUUUAAGCCCACCCAGCUCAGAGGUUCAGAUCACUACAGGGAUCAAAGCUCCUGCCAAGCCCACCCAGAGACCCCAGGUGGUGCUGGACCGAGGAGGAGUUGCCAUGGUAACUUCCAGAAGCAUUAUUGUUCGCAUGCCAGCCUGUUUCUACAGCAAUGACAACGGACCAAUCAGCAGCAUCCAGGUCAUCAUGUCUGAAUCUGGGGUGAUGGACAGCAUGAACCUGACCAACUGGAAGACAGCAUUUCUCUCUCGUUCCGCCCCCUACCUAACAGACAAUGGCUUCCCCAACCCACUCUGCGUGAGGGACCGUAUGAGCAGGGACACACAAACCAGCAGACUCACUUUCUCACGCAUUAGACACAGCAUUGUGAGGGACAGGGUUCUGGAACAUAGAGACUCAGGGGGGGAGCGCAUAGACCACCAGGAUGAUCAUUAUGUCAUCGGAGAGAAGGACAACUGUCUGACUGAAGAGUACAGUAACACACUCUGUAACGGACCCCUCAAACCAAACACUGUCUACGUGUUUAAGUUCCGAGCCACCAACAUCCGGGGCCAGUACACAGACUCUGACUACUCUGAGCAUAUCAGAACAGCAGUGGAUGGGUUGUUGACCAGAGAUGAACAGAUCAUUCUGGGAGUUCUCCUCUCCUUCUUCCUGGCCCUGCUGCUCAUCCUCAUCAUCUACGCCUCUGUCAGGAUCCGUCAGCGUCAGAAGGAGGGCGGAACCUACUCUCCCCGGGAGGCGGAGAUUAUAGAGACCAAGUUUAAACUGGAUCAACUGAUUGCUGUGGCUGACCUGGAGCUGAAGGAAGAGAAACUACACCGACUUCUCAGCUACAGAAAGUCUCUCAAGCCGGUCAAUAAGAAGUCUUUCCUGCAGCAUGUAGAAGACCUGUGUGCCAACGAGAACACCAAGUUCCAGGAAGAGUUUGCAGAGUUGCCCAAACUGCUGCAGGAUCUGGCUACUUCAGACGCUGACCUUCCCUGGAACAGAUCCAAGAACCGCUUCACUAACAUCAAACCCUACAACAACAACCGUGUGAAGCUCUUGUCUGAACCUGGCAUGCCUGGAUCUGACUACAUCAACGCUAGCUUCAUCUCAGGUUACCUGUGUCCUAGUGAGUUCAUAGCGACCCAGGGUCCUCUCCCCGGCACUGUGGCUGACUUCUGGAGGAUGAUCUGGGAGACUCGCACACGAACCAUCGCUAUGCUCACACAGUGCUAUGAGAAAGGAAGGAUCCGGUGUCACCAGUACUGGCCAGAGGACAAUAAGCCGGUGACAGUGUUUGGGGACAUCAUCAUCACCAAGCUGACAGAGGACGUUUAUCCUGACUGGACCGUCAGAGCUCUCAAAGUGGAGCGGCAUGGGGACUACAUGGUGGUUCACCACUUCAACUACACCUCUUGGCCAGAGCAUGGCGUACCAGAUUCCAGCACCACACUCAUACAGUUUGUUAGAGCCAUCAGAGCCAACAGGCAUGAGAACACCACUAUAGUGGUGCACUGCAGUGCUGGCGUGGGCAGGACAGGAGUGUUUAUAACGCUGGAUCACCUGAUCCAACACGUCAGUGAUCACGAUUUUGUGGACAUCUACGGUCUGGUGGCUGAACUACGCAGUGAGAGGAUGUGUAUGGUGCAGAACCUGGCCCAGUAUAUGUUCCUACACCAGAGUACUCUGGAUCUGCUGAACAGUAAAGGAAACAGCCAGUCCAUCUGGUUCAUCAACUACUCUGCUCUGGAGAAGAUGGACUCACUGGAAGCUAUGGAGGGUGAUGUUGAGCUGGAAUGGGAGGAGACUACGAUGUAAAGGCUGAGAACUUAUCAGUCAACUUCACACCUGAUGAACACACACCUAUCCCUGGGUCAUGGGGCCAAAUCCUGGACACACUGACUGUUUGUCAGAUGGAUUGCUCCACCAGAGAUAGAGAAAGAGGAGGGAGAGAUGAUAGAAAGAGAUUGAAUUGUGUAGUCCAAACAGAGUAAUGUUUCCUCCAGCUUCUUUGGGAACACAAGUUGCCUUUUUUCUGGCAGGAGGGUCAAAACAACACAACAGAAACUUAGUUGUUUACCUGGCCUGAAUCAUCACACCAUUACAGUCCUCGUGGAGUCCUGCAUCUUUUGUAUAAGUCCACAGGCAGAAAAGAGAGGGAUAUAUAUCACACAUGGAAGUUUACAGGUAUCUUGCAAUAGUCAUUCCACUGUGUAUUUCAUUGGAUUCUUGUAUCAUGUUUUUGUAUAUUAAGUUUUUCAGCCAAAUAGUGUUGUCACUGUGUUCAUAUGUUUGCUUCGCUGUGUUACUACGUUCAUAUCACGUGUUGCUAUGUUUGUCAUUGUAAUUGGGGGGUUUGAGGUAUAAUGUAUUUGUGGGGUGUUCUUGUGUAUUUGAUGUAUUUUGUUCCACAUCUGUGUUUUGGACCAGAAGUAAAAUCAACUCCACUACUCAC
Salvelinus namaycush (lake trout) is the source of this 6769-nucleotide messenger RNA. RefSeq names its product phosphatidylinositol phosphatase PTPRQ-like. The coding region runs from base 238 to 6132 and encodes 1964 amino acids. Lineage: Eukaryota; Metazoa; Chordata; Actinopteri; Salmoniformes; Salmonidae. The record is from RefSeq and is a predicted model, not a curated record. The transcript is spliced from 37 exons. Gene Ontology annotation, biological process: protein dephosphorylation. Gene Ontology annotation, molecular function: protein tyrosine phosphatase activity; protein binding.